GUAUGUUGAUCUACCGCAUUUCUUCACCUUAUGUAAAGCACUUUAACUUGCCUCUGUGUUUGAAAGCUGCUGUGCAAAUAUACUUACCUUGAUCAUCUAAAUAGCUCUCGGCGAUUGUCUCGGUAUUUACUUCUUCUUCUUUCUUUCUUUCACUUUCUUCUCUAGACAUAAUGGCAGAAGCACCUACAAUAUGACAGAAAAAACUAAAGCAAAACACCAACAACAUCAACUAUAACCUCAGAGAGGACCACUUUACUGAACACUAACACUGUCAACAUGAUCUGAUGUUAUUGCCUUCAGUGUCCCAUGUUAUCAGACCCACAUGUCUGUCGGUGUUGACACUCGGUGGACGCACAGUGACCCGGUGAGCGGGACACUUUUUGCAGCGUGCGGGCUAUAAAGAGAGGGAGUGGCGCACUGGUUAACACUGAGGAGAGAGACUCCACACGCAGACAGCAGCACGGCAGCGCCCGGGAUAACAUGAUUAGCUCUCUAUUAGGUCCGCUCCUGAGCACAACUAGAUGCAGCACAGGGAUCAUAGUGUGUCCAGAGAGAGGAGACACAGAGGAAAGAGUUGACGCCUCAGCUGCCACAUGGAUCUUCUCUGCUUCCUAUUGAUCUGCCUAAAGAAGUUACCCACUGACAGUUUUUUUCAUGCCCGUGCGUCUCUGGCACUGGAGAGGUUGUGUCACCGCUGGUUGCCCCAGAUGAACUGACAGCACUUUAAAUAAUUAGUGCUUACCCUUGUGGAGGCAGUGCACGAUGAAAGAGAGAAAUCCGGCUGGGAAAGCUUCAGAGGAGUGAUUCAGUUCCUGCCUUUCUCAGCCCUGCUCUGUCCUUCCUGGUGGAUGAUAUUUGUUAACCUCUUCUGAACCCAGGAAGUGGGCCAAUCUGCUCCAAUGGAGUUUAACAACGAGACCAACCUGACUCUUCCAAAGGUGGCCUCUUACAGCCUCCAGAUGUCCCUGCCGCUCACUGUGCUGGUGGGGCUCAUGAUCCUGCUGACAGUGUUUGGUAACGUGCUGGUGGUCAUAGCUGUGUUUACAAGCCGAGCCCUGAGGGCUCCGCAGAACUUAUUCUUGGUGUCUCUGGCGUCAGCGGACAUUUUGGUGGCUACACUCGUGAUGCCAUUCUCCUUGGCCAAUGAGCUCAUGGGAUACUGGUACUUUGGCGAGGUGUGGUGUGAAAUAUAUCUGGCACUUGAUGUUCUUUUCUGCACCGCCUCCAUUGCCCACCUCUGUGCCAUCAGCUUAGACCGCUACUGGUCCAUCACGCAGGCCAUCGAGUACAACCUAAAGAGGACGCCGCGCCGAAUUAAGUGCAUCAUCUUCAUCGUGUGGGUCAUUGCAGCAGUUAUCUCUUUCCCGCCACUAAUCACCAUGGAGAAAGAAAACAACGAGAAGGACCGUGUGUGUAGGAUCAAUACUGAUAAGUGGUACGUCAUCUCCUCCUGCAUUGGCUCUUUCUUCCUCCCCUGUGUCAUCAUGGUGCUGGUCUACGUGCGAAUCUACCAGAUUGCUAAAAAGAGGACGCGGGCCCCUCCAGGAGACAGGAAGCAGAAGGAGAUGCCAAAGACGCCCACCAUCGCUGCUGCCAACCCAAAGGAGAACGGUGUGGGCGCUGAUGACCGCCUCUGCCAUGAGAAACUGAACGGCGAGCAGGACAUCGAGCUGAAGAAGGAAGUGGUGGAAGGAGAAGGAGGAGCAGAUGAGCAGAAAGGAGAGGUCAACGGGGUGGACAUUGAUGAGUCGUCGUCGUCUGACCACAAAGUGAACAAUCCCUGCUCAAUCAAAAAGAAAUCAGCCAAGGGGAAAACCAAACUGAGCCAAAUCAAACCGGGGGACAAUGACGUCCAAAGGCGGGCGCCGAGCACCAAAGGCAGCCGCUGGAAGGGCCGCCAGAACCGGGAAAAGCGAUUCACCUUCGUCCUCGCCGUGGUCAUUGGAGUGUUUGUCAUCUGUUGGUUUCCCUUCUUCUUCACGUACAUGCUAAUGACGUUGUGUGAGUCCUGCCCUGUACCCGACACCUUGUUCAAGUUCUUCUUCUGGUUCGGUUAUUGCAACAGUGCGCUGAACCCCAUCAUUUACACCAUCUUCAACAAUGACUUUAGGAGGUCAUUUAAAAAGAUACUGUGCAGGAGGGACACCAGAAGAUAUGUAUGACGGACUCCAUCUUCAUGUACAUACUUUUUUUUUCUACUGUUGUACAUAAAUUGUAAAGUACAUAGACCAUUGUGCAUGGAUCACUGGCUUGUGAAUGCUCUAGGUGUAACUGCUUGAAAAGGCUUUCCCAGGAUGAGCUUUACGUGCAGCAUCUUCUUUUCAGAACAUCCACCACCCACAGCCUCGACACCGACCACGAUCACGCACAGAGAGGUCUGAACUGAACAGAACACCACAGUGAAACCAUGUUUUUAUUGUAAAUGUUAUUUUUAUUUUUAUAAAAGAAACAAACAUUGUGAAGUCCAUGAUAUGUGUUGUAAUUUACCACAGUAUGCUAUAUAAAAUAACCUGUCUGAAUAUUUGUGUCUAUUUUGAUUUUGGUGGUGAUGAUGAUGAUGAUGAUGAUGAUGAUGAUGACAAAGUGUGGGAAAAAUGUCAGCUCUUUAAAGAAUAAAACCCAUUACCUGAACUGGUCUCAAGGCUUCAAAGCAAGCUAAAACAUCAGGUUGGUGACUUUAUCUCAUUGUAUAUGUUACACUGUGUUGUCACACACAUAUCCACACACUCAUGCACACACACACACACACACACACACACACCCACACACACACACACACACACACACACACACACACACACACAAACAAACAAUAGAAGCUGGGAAACAGAGAAAAGGGUAGCAAUAGAGUCAGCUAUAGGUAACAUUUGAGUCUAAAUUUGCUCUCAGUAAAAGGUGUUAAGUGAGAGUUUUGAAAAUGAAAAGCUGUUUUGAUCCAUGUGAAGGUGUGAAAAGGUGGAUGAGGAGGAUAAACCCACAAGUCCUCUUGUACCGUGAAUUGGAGAACAGAGUUUAGCCCUUCAGCUGUACUCCAACAGAAAAGUGCAAAUUCUCCGGUCUGUUGAAUCUGACCUUUGCAAGAGCUUAGCUCUUAAUGAGCCUGAAUGGAAUAUGUGCAAAUGUUCUUUGGUCCUUGGUUUAAUCAUGUUUGUGAUUAGAUAGAGGUCCUUUAUCUGAGAUGUCAGAAAAUUAAAUUACAUUUUUAAUCUUU
Seriola aureovittata is the source of this 3211-nucleotide messenger RNA. RefSeq names its product adrenoceptor alpha 2A (gene adra2a). Gene Ontology annotation, cellular component: membrane. NCBI's taxonomy places the organism in Eukaryota, Metazoa, Chordata, Actinopteri, Carangiformes, Carangidae. Gene Ontology annotation, biological process: adenylate cyclase-activating adrenergic receptor signaling pathway. Gene Ontology annotation, molecular function: adrenergic receptor activity. The coding region runs from base 900 to 2162 and encodes 420 amino acids. The transcript has 3 exons. The record is from RefSeq and is a predicted model, not a curated record.